This is a messenger RNA of Closterium sp. NIES-65, 546 nucleotides long. The record is from the annotation of a GenBank genome assembly. NCBI's taxonomy places the organism in Eukaryota, Viridiplantae, Streptophyta, Zygnematophyceae, Desmidiales, Closteriaceae.
AUGGGCGCCUAUCUCUAUGGGCGCCUAUCUCUAGGGGCGCCUAUCUCUAGGGGCGCCUAUCUCUAUGGGCGCCUAUCUCUAUGGGCGCCUAUCUCUAGGGGCGCCUAUCUCUAUGGGCGCCUAUCUCUAGCGGCGCCUAUCUCUAGGGGCGCCUAUCUCUAUGGCGCCUAUCUCUAUGGGCGCCUAUCUCUAGGGGCGCCUAUCUCUAUGGGCGCCUAUCUCUAUGGGCGCCUAUCUCUAUGGGCGCCUAUCUCUAUGGGGGCGCCUAUCUCUAUGGGCGCCUAUCUCUAUGGGCGCCUAUCUCUAGGGGCGCCUAUCUCUAGGGCGCCUAUCUCUAUGGGCGCCUAUCUCUAUGGGCGCCUAUCUCUAUGGGCGCCUAUCUCUAGGGGCGCCUAUCUCUAUGGGCGCCUAUCUCUAUGGGCGCCUAUCUCUAGGGGCGCCUAUCUCUAUGGGCGCCUAUCUCUAGGGGCGCCUAUCUCUAGGGGCGCCUAUCUCUAUGGGCGCCUAUCUCUAUGGGCGCCUAUCUCUAGGGGCGCCUAUCUCUAG